This is a messenger RNA of Tachysurus fulvidraco (yellow catfish), 4568 nucleotides long. RefSeq names its product kelch repeat and BTB (POZ) domain containing 4 (gene kbtbd4). Gene Ontology annotation, molecular function: protein binding. Lineage: Eukaryota; Metazoa; Chordata; Actinopteri; Siluriformes; Bagridae. The record is from RefSeq and is a predicted model, not a curated record. Bases 262 to 1833 code for a protein of 523 amino acids. The transcript is spliced from 6 exons.
GAAAAAAAAACAACAACACAGGCGGAUUCUCUGCCUGUCGCUCUUAACAACAUGUAACUAGCAAUAGUAUUAGUACAAAACACGUAUUUUCCGGAGUGCAGACUGGUUGUCACUGAUAAGUUUAUAACCCCGCAAGUGUAGGUGUAGGUGUGUAGGGUAGCUACUGCCCAUUGUUCAUUCAACGUUUCUCCAGGACCAUAAUGCUACAUAAAAGACAGAACUAAGGACUUAGCUAUACAGCUGCAGCCCACAUCAGAUGCCAUGGAGUCGUGUGAUGACGGGGGCCUCAGCGUGGGCACUUCCUCUAUAGAAGAGAACUACUUCCAAGGCUACACAUUUACAGACCGCUCCCAUUCCAGUCGUGUGGUCAAGAGCAUCAUGGACCUGUGUUUGGAGGAUGGCUUAUUUGCAGAUGUCACCAUCACUGUGGAAAGCAAAGAGUUCAACCUGCAUCGCCUGGUCCUUUCGGCCCAGAGCAGCUUCUUCAGGUCCAUGUUCACCUCGAACCUCAGAGAAACUUACGAUCGCCACAUUGAGCUAAAAGACGUCAGUGCACCUGUCUUUCAGCUGCUGGUGGACUACAUCUACCACGGGACCAUCAAGCUGCAUGUGGACGACUUGCAAGACACCUAUGAAAUGGCUGACAUGUACCAGCUCACAGCCCUGUUUGAGGAGUGCUCCCGCUUCCUCUCACGAACCGUAGAUGUCAAGAACUGUCUUCAUGUGAUGUGGUUGGCAGACAGACACAGCGACCAAGAGCUCUAUACAGCAGCUAAACACUGUGCUAAGAUACAUCUGGUACAGCUGCACCAGACAGACGAGUUCCUCAACCUCCCCCUACGUCUCCUCAUCGACAUCAUUAAAGAUGGUGUUCCAACUUCCCAAAAUCCAACUGCAGCAAUCGAGUCUUGGAUAAACUACAACAAAGUUGAGCGUGAAGAGUUUGCAGAUAGGCUCUCUGAUAGCCUAAAGGAGAUUGGAGAGAAUGUACACAUCUACCUUAUAGGCAAGGAGGAGACGCGGACACACUCGCUGGCUGUGUCACUUCACUGUGCUGAGGAUGAUGCCAUCAGUGUGAGUGGUCAGAACAGCCUCUGUCAUCAGAUCACAGCGGCCUGCAAGCAUGGAGGCGACCUGUAUGUGGUGGGUGGCUCCAUCCCACGGCGGAUGUGGAAGUGUAACAUGCGUACGAUGGAUUGGGAGCGGUGUGCACCGCUGCCUCGUGAUCGUCUGCACCAUGCGUUGGUGUCUGUAGUCUCAGAGGAUGCCAUCUACUCACUCGGGGGCAAAACGCUUCAGGACACACUGUCCAACGGCAUUGUUUACUACACAGUGAGUGCCAACACGUGGACAGAGACCAGCCAGCUGGACACUGCUGUGUCAGGCGCUGCAGGGGUCCACCUCGACGGGAUCAUCUACCUCUUGGGUGGAGAAGAGAACGAUGCCGACUUUUUCACCAGGCCAUCCCGCCUCAUCCAGUGCUUCGACACAGGAACCCAAAAAUGCCGCACCAAGCCGUAUGUCCUACCCUUCGCUGGCCGCAUGCAUGCCGCCGCCCACAAGGACCUGAUCUUUGUGGUGGCUGAGGGCGACUCACUAGUGUGCUACAACCCUCUGCUGGACAGCUUCACACGCCUGCGCUUCCCAGAGGUGUGGAGCUGCGUGCCCUCGUUCUGGAAGGUAGCCAGCUGCAAUGGAUGUAUUUAUGUCUUCCGGGACAAAUGCAAGAAAGGCGAUGCAGACACACUAAAGCUGAACCCAGCCACAUCCGUUGUGUCCGUUAUCAAAGGGAUUAAAAUUCUUCUCACAAACUGGCAGUUUGUUUUGGCCUGAUGUUGAAGUGCCAUAUUGAACGACUUUGUACAUAGUACGUGGUACAUGUGGACUAUGUGACGUGUUUGCUGUUAUGCUGAAGAAUUUACAUUUGCAUUUGCAGUUACUUGUUUGGCACAUGCUUUUAUCCAAGAGAGCUUAUAGUUGAGUGGAGCAGAUGAAGUUUUAAGGGUCAUACUCAAGGGCCCUGCAACGACAGUUUGACAUGAAUGAAUGAAUGAAUGACUGUUCAGUGCUAACGCUGGCCCUGUAUAAUGAUGUUGUAAGCUAAACUAACUGCCAGCACCAAGCAGCAUGUCUAUAUGGAACUUUUAUUCAGUUGUGCGGAAAAUGCAGUGCUAUGAAAAGCCAUGCAAAAUUGUAACGAUCAACUGAUUCAGCACUUCUGUGACAUUCAGACCUACAGAUCAGUGUCUAGGUUCACAGGGUCUACAUGACAAGCAGUAAAGACCUGACUUCUAGUCUUAUUAUGACAGUAGAAUGUCAUUAUCUGCUGUCCUUGUGUUAGACUAUGGACUACUGAUCAUAGGAUCAUCUUUCUUUAUUAAGAUGCAAAACCGAUCUCUGAUCUUAAUCUAAAUUCUUAUACACGAGGGCACUUCAGUUGUUAGUAGGCUGAGUAAUAAGAAGAGUUGAUAGGAGGUAUGUAUGUCAAAAAUGUCUGAGCAGUCUUCUGAGUGUUGUAAAGUUCCCAUUAGCCCGCAGUGAAACAGUUACCGAGUGCAAUGUUACAAAGAUAAGCCUGCUCUAGUCUUCGGGCUGAAUGUUCUAGUACAGGUGUGUCAAAUUCAUUUUAGGUAAAUGACCACAUUACACUUAGGUCCUGGGCAUGUUUACUACGGUCCUGGUACACUGAUCUUGUUACAGACUCACUUGAUUCGUGCAUUUGUACUUAUCAAACCUCACCACAAACUCACAUCGAGAACACAACAUGACUCACCAUAUUUUUAUUAUUAUUUCUUUUAAUCAUUUUGUACAGAAAGGCAUCUCAUCACUUCUGUGUCCCUCAGUGUUCUCCUGCCACUCAUGGUACAUGUGGGUUGUGGGAAUGAGUGAUGUCAUCACCAGCUUAAACACAUACACAGGUUACUUUACUUCCUGAACUGUUAUGAACAUGAGUACCGGUUACGUUCACAUUCGUAUGGAUCAUGGCACAGUUCCAGUGCAAAUGAACCCAGACUGAAAGACAAGCACAUCUCCUCCUAAGUGUGUUUUAUUAAUCAGUUAAAAAAAAAAACAACAACACUAAUCACUACGCAUGACAUCUGUACAGUCAGUUCCUUGCAUAAGGAUUUGCUUUGUCUUGAAUUUUUCUGCAUUUAGUAGUGUUGUAAACUGGAAUUGAGAUAUGAACUUAAUUUAUUGCUAAAAUUAUUCAUAUCAUGUUUUGACAUAGAAAGUUUUUACUUUUGUAUGCAAAGGUGUCAUUUAGAUCAUUUUGUGUCUGAUGCGUCACCAGUGAAACACAGUUUCAUAAUGAAUUAAUCAUAAGUAAAACAUCACGUGCUGCCAUGUUUCUGUUAGCUACUGGAAUCAACAAGUUUCCAACCUGGCGUUAACAAAGAAACCCAGUGACCGUUAUGUCAACAUGCUUUUUUUUUUUUAAUGAAAAUGUAUGUAUUAUGUAGAAAGUUCUUGCUUUCUACAGAGAUGAAGAGGAAUCUUUGCCACUCCAGCACAUGCAAACAUUAUUUUUUGAAAUAAAACACCUAGGAGUCUUUUCCACUGCUUUAUCAUGUACGAUGAGUGACUGGAGGAGAAAAGAAAGACUUUCAAGGUCUAAAUAAAAAUGUAAAUUAAGACUACAAGUAUUCAGUUUCAAUUAAAAGUACCACAAAAUACAUGUACAUGCUUAAGUACAGUAAUGAAGUCCAAUUACUAGUAUUUUCCACCUGGGGUUACAAAGUAAAAUGUUUAGCUUGGUAAAGAAGGAGUAUGUAUCGUUACCCAGGUUAGUAGAGUUGAGUUUAUGGCUCUGAGUUUAUUAGUUUUUUCUGAUUGUUGUGCCCAAAAAUGCUUAAUUUUUGAUUUAAAAAAAAAAAAAGAUUGAGUUUUUGUGCUUUUUUUUUUUUUUUUUUUUUUAAUGAGAGAAACUUCUUACUUUUUCACUCUCCUUUCUGUCCACAUGUUGAUUUUAAUUAACAGCACAGAUGAUAAAUUUGUUUGGAUUCUGCAGUUUAUCAGGCCGGAUGUUUGACACUCCUGCAGUAAACACUACAUAGUAAGCUCUUUUGCUCUGUAGUAUUGCUAGUGUAAAAGUUGUGAGCAGCAGUGGAACAUGUCCAGUGACUUGUGCAUGUGGAUUGUUAGAUAUUAUGUCUCUUGUGUAAAAUGUCCUUCAUUGAAAGGGAGAAAGAUUUUGGGGUUGAACGGCCUGAAGUAUGUUGUGAUGGUUCAUAAUGCUUAAUUAUGGAUGUGGAGCGUGCACGCGCACACACACACACACACACACGCACACACACACAGACAGCAAAGCUGAUUAUAUAUAAAUAAUGUAUUCUGCACAAAUAAAUACAUUGUUAUGAAGCUCAUGAAGGGCAAACAAAGUCAACAUAACGAUUGCUCUGUAUCAUUAACAAUGCACUGGUUUGCUAAAUCACAUUUUAUUACCCUAACCAAUCAGGAUUCUGCUUUUUUUUUCUCAUUUCUGUUUAAAAGGUACAUGCUGAAUGUAACAUAAUCACAGUGACAUAACUCUUUAAAUGCAUUAAAUGUAAUAAAAUAAAUUUUAUCUA